Molecule: messenger RNA, 3522 nt
Organism: Ostrea edulis (European flat oyster)
Lineage: Eukaryota; Metazoa; Mollusca; Bivalvia; Ostreida; Ostreidae
Exons: 15
Coding region: 323-3403 (1026 amino acids)
Source: RefSeq, a predicted model, not a curated record
AGCAGGGGUUUUAUCAUAUAAUGUAGACAGGUUUAAAAUGAAUCGACGAAAUGGAUCCAGUAAUUUUGUUUCGUGGAUUAAUUCUGCGUCCAUUGUCUUUGGAUAAGCUCUGAAAUAGAUGCAUUGAGCUGUCCCAACAAUCCUGCCGUUCAAUUUUGAAAAAAAAGACAAUGUAUGCAAACGGAAAUAGUUAAUGGGGCAACUUAAUCGUAUUUAAAAGAAUUUUAUCCUUUUUUUACCACCGUUUUUACAUGUACAUAGAGAAUAAUGUAGACGAUAAUGAGAGAAAGCAGUAUUACGAGAGAACUUUAGCGUUUACAUAAUGGGGAGUCGUUAUAGGUUCUGGAUUGUCUUCACGAUUUCCAUGGUUAGAUCAGUUGUCGGCCUCGUGGAAAUUUUUCAACUCGAUAACCUCACACUCACUGUAAGCUGGGAAGAUCUAGUUACAUACGGGGAUUCGACGACGUUUGUCUGUGAAACAGCAUCUUCCGCGCCAGUGAACGUGUCCCUUUACUGGCUUCUACCCAAUGGAACUACUUUAUCACACGUCAACAGCCGGAAUGAUACACCCCCGUGUACUGUUAACAGCUGUAUUACAACAAUAGACAUUCCGCGGGUAGAUUUCAACGACGAAGGACAAUAUUCCUGCCUUAUAAAUGAUACAAACAUACCUGUUCAUAUGGAAGUACAAAGCUUAUGCCCUCAUCGAAGAUAUGGCAGAGCAAGCGGUCCAUCAUUUGGUAUGAAAACAGUAAAUGUGAGUACACAGUUGGACUGCAUCAGGCGUUGUGAAAACGACUCCGCCUGCGUCAGCGUAACGUAUAUAGAUAUGACAACAGAGUGUCGAAUUCAUAACUGGACUGAUGUACAAUACGGCGCAUGCACAGGAGAUUUAUACGGUUAUUUCUACGAAAAAUCCUGCCUCGACAUGCUUACUAAUACUAACUGUUCCAUGGAAAAGCAGUUGGCAGAAACUAUGGGAACGGGGAAUGUAAUUCAAGUUAUAAGUAACUAUAUCCUGUCAGAUUGUAUCCAAUCCUGUAUCAACGAGGCUGCUUGUUUGGGAAUGGACUACAACCAAAAUAACUAUACGUGCAGGCUUUAUGACAGCGACAGAUGGACGAACAACAUGUAUUGGUCAAGACAAAAUGGCAUCCAGUGUGAUUAUUUUGAAAAGACUGAGGACUGUUACAAUGUUAUAGAAUGUCGUCCUCCUAAGGAUUGGAAAGGUUCGUACUACCGAGGGAAGCUGAACGUAAGUUUUGGUGGCGGUUGUAAAAACUGGAAGGAUACACGGUUCACGUAUCUCACGGAUCAUCAUAAUUUCUGCCGGAAUUUAAAUUCUAAUGCGCCACAAAUAUCCUGCGUUACUUUUAGUGGUGACGUCAGGGAUUGUGAUGUACCGGAUUGUGUUAACAUCCAAGGAGAGGAUACACAAGUGAUAUUUGGAGAAACGGGGACAUUUUUUGUAAAUGUCACGUGGCACCCCUUAAUAAAUGUGACGUACUUCGAGUGGAAGAAGGACGGUGCUAUUCUAAACGAUCCCCGAUAUACGGUGGGAUCACUGCCUCUCCCAACACUCACUAUUCCGAAUUCAACUUUUAGUGAUAGAGGAAACUACAAGAUUCGUGUUCGCACUCACGGCUACGGCACAGCUAAUGACGAUUUCUAUUUGGAUGUUUCAGGAAGCGAUCCAAUAACUACGUUGAAGAUAAAUUCCUCGGCGGUCACUCUUGGGAUAUCCAUGGGAAUCGUGUGUGAAUUAUUUGAUCCACCCUUGCCAAACAUAAUCUAUUACAGACUAGAAAGAAAACGUGAAAGUGACCCAACUCCCGAGAUACUUGUGGAAAUGGGAACAAACGAAACGUUCAGCAACGUCACUGUGUUCAUUGCACGGUUUUCUACAUCCACAGUCACUAUUUUGGACUACUCGGAGUAUAAUUGUGUAACAACCAACUUGAUAUCGACCCAAGAAUACAAACAUUAUCUCAACAUAGAUGCAGGAGAGUCCAAUUUACGAGGUUAUGUUUACAUACCUACGCUACACAAAGUUCUGAAGCUUAUGAACUCAUAUCUGAGAACGUAUGAGAACGCGGAAUUAGACUGUCAAAGACUAAAUGGUACUCUGUUUCCAAUUACGUCACUAGAGCGUCAGAUCUUUGCAGAGAAGAUGUUUCGUGAAAAAUGGAUAAACGCUGUCGGAUUUGUCUUCAUCUCUGGACAAAAGUUUAACAACGAAUGGAAAAUCAACAAUUCUAUCGCAAUUUUUACAUACUGGGAUGUUUCAUAUCCAAGCAAUAUUGCCAGCAACAGGUGUAUAGCACAGAAUUUAGAUCCUAACUACAGGUGGAGAGAUGUGUCAUGUGACCAGAAGUCACAUUACCUUUGUGAGCUAGAACCUUACUGUGGGGAACCCAAUAUAACCUUCGGCACUGUGGAGCCUGGAUCCACCAAUUUAUUUUCGCUGCGAAAUUACACCUGCAUUGGAAACAAAAAGACAUCCACCUAUCUUGAAUGCCUGGAAGAUCUUCAGUGGCAUGGCAACUGUGAACCCGUCAUAUGCACCGUACCAACCGGACUGAAUUCCAACCCUGUGACUAACAAGACUUAUUACUUCAACGACACUGUAUACUUUGUGUGUAACGAAGGUUUCACCAAGGAAUCUGGGAUGUCGUCACUUGUCUGUGGUGAAGAUGAGACGUGGAAUGGGACACCACUCAACUGUAAAGAGAUACUAUGUGAGGUGGUAAAUGUAACUAACGCACAGAUUGUCACCAUGGUGACAUCAACAUAUCUACCGAUGAGCUCAACGAUAGAAUACACGUGUAUGCCCGGUUUUAUCAAAUCAGCAGGAAUUGCCAUAAGCACCUGCAUGUCUGACGGGAAUUGGUCAACUUUUCUCACUUGUGAAGCACCAGUUUGUCCGAAAGAACCUAUUAACACGACAGUUUAUUUUGUUCAUCACAUAGACGGCUUUAACACAUCGGACAAUAUGUCACUGUCCUGUAACAAAGGUUAUCGUUACGGAAGCGGGAAACUCAACAGAACCUGUCAUUCGGACGGAAAAUGGAGUGCACCUCUACCACAGUGCAACCGAUGCACAUGUCCCUGUGACAGAGUCCACCCGGUCCAAAAUCUGACGACAGCAGAACUUAACAAGAAGAUUGAGGAGCUCAAACAAGAACUCGUCGUCAACAAACGGAGUUUGUCGAGUUCUGUACGGAAACGUACGAGUGCCAAAGAUGAACGUCCGUCGGCAACUGGAGUUGGUAUCAUUUUAGGAGUUGGGAUUUUGAUAUUUGUCUCCGCCUUGGUCAUUAUUCCGGACAUUCCUAAACUCACUCUUGAUCUCAGAAAAAAUAGUUUGGUAGAAAAAGUGUUCAAAAAGUAUCGAGAACGCUGAAGUGGUUCGUUUUGGAAAGGCACAGGCUGUGAUAUCCUUUUAACAUAAUUUUACAGAGAGUGUAUUCAUCUUUGAAACAUUGAUUUGUUUUCAUCAUCAAUAAAGGAUGCUGUAUUUUG